This is a messenger RNA of Neltuma alba, 1306 nucleotides long. RefSeq lists its product as uncharacterized. Gene Ontology annotation, biological process: L-arabinose metabolic process. The record is from RefSeq and is a predicted model, not a curated record. NCBI's taxonomy places the organism in Eukaryota, Viridiplantae, Streptophyta, Magnoliopsida, Fabales, Fabaceae. The transcript is spliced from 5 exons. The annotation marks the transcript as partial. Gene Ontology annotation, molecular function: alpha-L-arabinofuranosidase activity.
UGGUGUUGCUAUGGAACAGGUAUUGAAUCAUUCUCAAAGCUGGGGGACUCUAUUUAUUUUGAACAAGAUGGGAAGAAUCCAACUCUUUAUAUUAUCCAAUACAUAUCAAGCUCUUUUAAUUGGAAAUCAGGGGAUCUCAUGCUUAAUCAGACAGUGGUUCCUACCACUUCGAGAGAUCCUUAUCUUCGAGUCACAUUUACACUUUCUCCUACAAAGGGAUCAAGUUCUUCUUCAACACUGAACUUCCGGAUACCAACAUGGGCACGUUUGGAUGGUGCUAAAGCAAUGCUAAAUUCUGAGACCCUAUCUAUGUCAUCACCUGGAAACUUUCUUUCGGUCACGAGAAAGUGGAGUGCCAAUGACAAGCUAACUCUGCAAUUUCCCAUUACUCUUAGAACUGAACCUAUAAAAGAUGACAGGUUAAAAUAUGCUUCUGUCCAAGCAAUUCUUUAUGGUCCAUAUCUUCUUGCUGGCCACACCACUAGUGAUUGGAACAUUACAAUUAGGUCAAAUGCAUCUAUUGAUGAUUGGAUUACUCCAAUCCCUACUAAUUACAACAGUCAACUGGCAACUUUUUCUCAAGAUCUUUCUGGCUCAACUUUUGUUCUCACAAACUCAAAUCAAUCUCUUAAGAUGACAAAACUACCUAAACCUGGAACGGCAUUGACUACUCAUGCAACCUUUAGAAUUGUCCCAAGUGGGUCGCCCUCAAAAGGCUCUGCAACAGUUGGAGAUAUUAUUGGUAAAGCAGUGAUGUUGGAACCAUUUGAUCUCCCUGGAAUGUACUUGAAGCACCAAGCAACAGAAAAUAGUCAAGUUAUUGUGGGUCAUUCUUCCAAUAAUGGUGGGGCCUCAAGUGUUUUCAAUGUAGUAAAAGGACUGGAUGGACAAAGAGGAACUAUAUCCCUGGAAUCAAAAACCAGGAAGGGUUGCUUUGUGUCUAGUACUGGAUCUGGUGCAAGUGUGAAGCUUAAAUGCAAGUCUAAGUCUAAACCUCAUACUAAUAGUUUCAAAAGAGCUGCUAGCUUUAUAGCAAGAAAGGGACUAAGCCAGUAUAAUCCUAUCAGUUUUGUAGCCAAAGGGGCAAAGAGGAAUUAUGUUUUGGAGCCAUUGUACUGGUUUAGAGAUGAAACUUAUACAGUUUACUUCAACAUUCAUACCUCCUCCAAUUGAUUGCAGGAGGAAAUGGCACUGUCAUCUCUAGAUAACAAUCCCAUGGGGUAGUUUCUAUCUUCAAAUGAUGUAAUAAAGAAGGAGAUGAAGAAGAAGAGUGUGUAGUGGAUAAUGUAAGUGUUAAGUCCUUCCU